ACCCCCCACCCCCCGGGACAAGGGAAAGGCAAAAGAAUUUGGGGCGGUAGAAGAAGUAACAAUAAGCCGGGUGAGGAGAGAACAGCCAGGCGUCGGACUCUGUAAGCUGGAAACAAAGAGAGAGGACCACUUGUCUGCAGUUCAAUUAGUCUCUCUGAGCUUGAUGCGUUGCAACAAGACAGGCGGGAUGCCUCGAGGAGACUUCAACAUUUACUUUGCCAGCAGUCGACGUGGACUCGUCAGAGCCGAGGAGGCAGUGGGCGUUGCUCUGCUGGUGAUCAUCCUGGCUGCUCUCAUCCUCCUGGGCUGCUGGUACUUUAAGAGGAGGGGUGGCUACAGGAAAAUCAGGAGUGCCAGGUCGGGGUCGCCGGGUUUCACAGGAGGUCAGUACUCGGAGGAAGGAACCUCUGCGGAAAACAAGAUGGCGCUCACCGACUUCGGCAGCCUGCGGUCUGUGAUGCCAAACGCUCCUCCCGCCUAUGAAAAGAUCUCUUCUGGCCCGAUGCCUCCUCCCUAUUCACCUUAAAAAGGACACCCAAAAGAAGAAGGGCAACAUUGCAUGUUGCCUGAUGAUUAAACUUCUACGGGUGCUGGUCAUAUUAUUAGAAUACCAUGAAAAAGUUGAUUUAUUUCAUUAAUUCCAUUUAGAAAGUCAAACUUGUAGAAUGUAUACAUUCAUUCCAAACAGACUGAUACAUUUCAAGUGUUUUUUGCCAAAAAGGAGAUGAUUAUAGCUGACAACCAAUGAAAACCCUAAAUUCAACAUCUCACAAAAUUAGAAUAUGGUGAAAAGGUCAGAUAUUGAAGACACCUGGUACCACACUCUAAUUAGCUAACUAACUCAAAACACCUGGAAAAGCCUUUAAAUGGUCUCUUGUUUUGAUUCCGUAUGACACACAAUCAUGGGGAAGACUGCUGACUUGACAACUGUCCAAAAGAUGACCAUUGAUACUUUAAAGAAAGAGGGCAAGACACAAAAGGUCAUUGCCAAAGAGGUUGGAUGUUCCCAGAGCUCUGUGUCCAAGCACAUUAAUAGAGAGGCGAAGGGAAGACAAAGAUGUGGUAGAAAAAAAGAGUACAAGCAAGAGGGAUAACCGCGCCCUGGAGAGGAUUGUCAAACAAAACCGAUUCAAAAAUGUGGGGGAGAUCCACAAAGAGUGGACUGCAGUGCUUCAAGAACCACCACGCACCGACAUAUGCAAGAUAUGGGCUUCAGCUGUCGCAUUCCUUGUGUAAACCCACUCUUGAAUAAGAGACAACGUCAAAAGCGUCUCGCCUGGGCUCAAGACAAAAAGGACUGGACUGCUGCUGAGUGGUCCAAAGUUAUGUUUUCAGAUGAAAGUAAAUUUUGUAUCUCCUUUGGAGAUCAAGGUCCCAGAGUCUGGAGGAAGACAGGAGAGGCACAGAAUCCACGUUGCCUGAAGUCCAGUGUCAAAUUUCCACAAUGGGUAAUGAUCUGGGGUGCCAUGUCAUCUGCUGGUGUUGGUCCAGUGUGUUUCCUGAGGUCUAGGGUCAAUGCAGAAGUCUACCAGGAAGUUUUAGAACACUUUAUGCUGCCUGCCGCGGACCAAUUUUAUGGAGGUGAAGAUUUCAUUUUCCAACAUGACUCGGCACCUGCACACAGUGCCAAAUCUACCAGUACCUGGUUUAAGGACCAUGGUAUCCCUGUUCUUGAUUGGCCUGCAAACUCACCUGACCUUAACCCCAUAGAAAACCUAUGGGGUAUUGUGAAGCGGAAGAUGCGAGAUGCCAGACCCAACAAUGCUGAAGAACUGAAGGCCACUAUUAAAGCAACCUGGGCUCUCAUAACACCUGAGGAGUGCAACAGACAGGCAAAGGGAGCUGCAACUAAGUAUUGAUUGCCGUACAUGCUGAAACUUUCCAUGUUCAUACUUUUCAGUUGGCCCACAUUUCUAAAAAAUAUUUUUUGGUACUAGUCGUAACUAAUAUUCAAAUUUUCUGAGAUACUGAAUUUGGGAUUUUCAGUAAUUGUCAGUAUUAAUCAUCAAAAUUUAAAGAAAUAAACAUUUCAAACAUAUCACGAUGCGUGUAAUGAAUUGAUAUAAUAUGUAAGUUUCUCGUUCUGAAUAUAAUUACUGAAAUAAAUCAACUUUUUCAUGAUAUUCUAAUAAUAUGAACAGCACCUGUACGUCUAAACUGCACAUACUGUCUCAAAAAAACGAUUAAAACACUAAAACAAGGAGUCUGUGUCGAAGAAACCCCCCGUCCAAAAAACAAGUAGGGGGGACAGAUGUUUAUUAUUAUUGAUUCCAUGCUUUGAUCUCCACGUUAGUUUCAUGAAAAUGUACCUUUGUAGAAAAUACUCUAUGUGGUAGAAAAUAAAUAAAGAGUGAGUGCAAAACA
Messenger RNA from Nerophis ophidion (straightnose pipefish), 2364 nucleotides. It is a transcript of the gene mlana, whose product is annotated as melan-A. The coding region runs from base 164 to 526 and encodes 120 amino acids. The transcript is spliced from 5 exons. Lineage: Eukaryota; Metazoa; Chordata; Actinopteri; Syngnathiformes; Syngnathidae. Gene Ontology annotation, cellular component: melanosome. The record is from RefSeq and is a predicted model, not a curated record.